Photinus pyralis (common eastern firefly) is the source of this 631-nucleotide messenger RNA. It is a transcript of the gene galla-2, whose product is annotated as MIP18 family protein galla-2. The record is from RefSeq and is a predicted model, not a curated record. Gene Ontology annotation, biological process: iron-sulfur cluster assembly. The coding region runs from base 109 to 576 and encodes 155 amino acids. Gene Ontology annotation, cellular component: cytosolic [4Fe-4S] assembly targeting complex. NCBI's taxonomy places the organism in Eukaryota, Metazoa, Arthropoda, Insecta, Coleoptera, Lampyridae. The transcript is spliced from 2 exons.
GUCGAUGUUUGAAUGUUUGUUUGUGGUUGUUUUGGAAUACUGUAAAGUGCACAGAACAAGAGUAACAUAAUAUUUGUGGUAGUGUUUACUUAAAAAAUAAGGGAAAUAAUGGAAUUGGAAAAUAUAAAUCCCCACGUCUACAAAAAAAUAAGCGAUCGUCCUAUUUUGCCUGAAGAAGAAGAUAACGAUGUGGAGGACGAGUUUGAUUCAAGAGAAAUUUUUGACUUAAUUCGCACAAUAAAUGAUCCCGAACAUCCCCUAACUCUGGAAGAACUGCAUGUUGUUGAAAACUCAUUAAUUGAUGUCGACAAUCAAAAUAACACGAUAAAAGUUUUGUACACACCAACAAUUCCGCAUUGUAGUAUGGCGACACUAAUCGGAUUGUCGAUCAGAGUCAAACUAUUGCGAUGUUUACCGUCGCGUUUUAAGGUGCACGUUGAAAUAAAUCCAGGAACGCAUGCAUCCGAACAUGCGGUUAACAAACAACUUGCAGAUAAAGAACGAGUUGCAGCGGCACUGGAAAAUACGCACUUAAUAAAAGUGAUAAAUCAGUGCAUUGUUAACAAAGUAAGCUAGAUUUUAAGAUGUCAAAAUUGUACAUAAGACUUUAUUAAACAAAUAUUACAGAUUA